Messenger RNA from Aethina tumida (small hive beetle), 6241 nucleotides. It is a transcript of the gene Kdm5, whose product is annotated as lysine-specific demethylase lid. Gene Ontology annotation, biological process: chromatin remodeling. The coding region runs from base 586 to 5394 and encodes 1602 amino acids. Gene Ontology annotation, cellular component: nucleus. Lineage: Eukaryota; Metazoa; Arthropoda; Insecta; Coleoptera; Nitidulidae. The transcript has 10 exons. The record is from RefSeq and is a predicted model, not a curated record. Gene Ontology annotation, molecular function: DNA binding; histone demethylase activity.
CGACUAGUCCCUAACCUAAAAGGGGAAAAUCCCGUUUGCGUAAAGAAGGGGUGAUUCCAUUUCACAUGGCAAUUUUUAUGUGUCGUGCGUCCCGACGAGUUGGUCGUUUUAAAAAUUGUGCCAUGUUUACGUUGACGGACGGCAUAGGCCAUCUUUGUUGUUCUACUAAUCACAGGAAUCGAUGAAGUGGUGGGGGGGAACCAUUGGUGGAUCCGCAAAACGUUUCGUUUUGUCUUUCACGGAACGUAAAGUUUAUACGAAAAUGUCCGUUUCGAAUUAUUUUCCUACCUACUCUGUCCGAUGGUAGUUUUGACGGGUGCGCUGCUGUCACGGCCGACCGACCCAUUAUUUAUUUAACAAAUGCUGAUUUUCGAGGCAGGUAAAGUGCGUUCUGGACAAGGUACUUUUACCCAACCACCGUACGAAGUUUCGUGACUUAUGUUGUUGCUGCUGCCGCUGCUGAACCAGUGCCCUGUGAUGUGAACGAGACUGAAUUAAGUCCGUUGUGUUUUUCGCGAUCCAAGCAUGAACGAUCGGUUGUAUGUUAUUCAUCCGGGAAUUAUGCUUUAGAAGAGUGUCGUCAAAAUGACUACAAAGGUGGAAAAGCCAUGUAAUGGUUCUGUUAAGAGCAGUCCUGGUAGCUCUAAAGGUUCUCCAGUAAAGUGCAACAAUUUCAUUUACAAAGAGGAAAUUUUCGAAUUCGAAGUGCCCCCGGAAGCACCUGUUUUUUAUCCGACCGAAGAGGAGUUUAUGGACCCACUUGCUUAUAUUAGCAAAAUACGACCGACCGCCGAAUGUACGGGAAUAUGCAAAAUAAAACCACCUUCGAAUUGGCAACCGCCAUUUGCAGUGGACGUCGACAAACUGCGAUUCACUCCCAGAAUCCAACGGCUCAACGAAUUAGAAGCCAAGACCAGAGUGAAACUGAACUUCCUCGAUCAGAUAGCCAAGUUCUGGGAACUGCAGGGCUCCUCCCUGAAAAUACCGAUGGUGGAGAAGCGGGCGUUGGACCUCUACACGUUGCACCGGAUCGUCCAGCACGAGGGCGGCUUCGAAUGCGCUUCCAAGGACAGGAAAUGGUCCAAAAUUUCUAUUAGGAUGGGCUAUCCGCCGGGCAAGAGCAUAGGAACGAUACUCAAGACACAUUACGAAAGGCUGCUAUAUCCGUUCGACGUUUUCAAACAAGGGAAAACCCUGAACAUUAAACUCGAGGAGAAUGGGGACGAACUGGAGAAGGCUGACAAGGAUUACAAACCACACGGGAUCGUGGGGAGGAUGGCCAUCAAGCCGCCGCCGGAGAAGAACGCCAGACGCUCCAAACGUUUCGAGAACGAUGACACUAAGACUGAUGUAAGUAUAAUCUUCAUCUCUUGCAACAAGAGUGUGAAGUAUUUUCUUGUUUCUCAGAAUUUAGCUAUUAAGGUUAAUGAUGAAAAGGAAGAUCCGGAUGAUUUAGAAAAUAAGGAACUGAAACGUUUGCAGUUUUAUGGCGCUGGACCCAAAAUGGCCGGAUUCAACGAGAAGGACAAAAAAGAGACGCCCAAACCCAGGAGUAAAACCGUCAAUUACGAAUUCGAUCCGCUGGCAAAAUACGUUUGCCACAAUUGCAACAAAGGUGACGCCGAAGAGUACAUGCUGUUGUGCGAUGGAUGCGACGACAGUUACCACACGUUCUGUUUAAUACCACCCUUGGGGGAGAUCCCCAAAGGCGACUGGCGUUGUCCGAAAUGCGUGGCCGAAGAGGUGUCGAAGCCGAUGGAAGCGUUCGGCUUCGAACAGGCCCAGAGGGAGUACACGUUGCAGCAGUUCGGCGAAAUGGCGGAUCAAUUCAAAUCUGAAUAUUUCAACAUGCCUGUACAUAUGGUUCCGACGAGCACGGUCGAAAAGGAGUUUUGGCGGAUCGUUUCGUCGAUCGAUGAGGACGUGACGGUCGAGUACGGCGCCGAUUUGCACACCAUGGAUCACGGCUCCGGAUUUCCCACGAAGACGUCGAUGAACUUGUUCCCGGGUGAUAAGGAAUACGCCGAUUCCAGCUGGAAUUUGAAUAAUCUUCCCGUUUUGGAGGGUUCCAUACUUGGGUACAUUAACGCAGACAUUUCCGGAAUGAAGGUUCCUUGGAUGUACGUUGGAAUGUGCUUCGCCACAUUCUGCUGGCACAACGAAGAUCACUGGAGCUACUCGAUAAACUAUCUACAUUGGGGCGAAGCCAAGACUUGGUAUGGCGUGCCCGGUAGCAGGGCCGAAGCUUUCGAGGAGACGAUGAAAUCGGCGGCACCGGAGUUGUUCCAGUCGCAGCCCGAUCUGCUCCAUCAGCUCGUCACCAUCAUGAAUCCCAACAUAUUGAUGAGAGCCGGCGUUCCGGUUUACCGGACCGAUCAGCAUGCCGGAGAGUUCGUUGUCACGUUUCCAAGGGCUUAUCAUGCAGGGUUUAACCAAGGGUACAAUUUUGCUGAAGCGGUAAACUUCGCGCCCGCGGAUUGGUUGAGAAUGGGUAGGGAGUGUGUGUUACAUUACUCACACCUCAGACGGUUCUGCGUGUUCUCGCACGACGAGCUAGUUUGCAAGAUGGCUCUAAACACCGAAAAAUUAGAUAUAACUAUUGCCGCGGCUACUUACCAAGAUAUGCUACAGAUGGUCGACACCGAGAAGAAGCUGAGGAAGAACCUAUUGGAUUGGGGUGUAACUAACGCUGAACGAGAAGCCUUCGAAGUUCUUCCAGAUGAUGAGAGACAAUGUGACGUCUGCAAGACGACGUGUUUCUUAUCUGCCAUGACGUGUUCCUGUAAUCCAAAUUUACUUGUUUGCCUGAGGCAUUAUAAGAACCUUUGCGAAUGUCCACCGAGUAAACGAACGCUACGUUACCGCUACACCUUGGACGAGCUACCGGUAAUGCUCAAGUCUUUGAAGCUGAAAGCUGAAUCGUUCGACAAUUGGGUCAGCAAAGUGAAAGACGCGUUGGACCCAAAAACACCAAAGACCAUGAAUUUGUCUGACCUUAAGGAUUUACUAAGUGAAGCUGAAGGGAAGAAGUUCCCCAAAUCCGACUUACUCCUUACCUUAACUAGUGCAGUUGAGGAUGCUGAAAAGUGCGCCAGUGUAAUACAUCAAUUGGACCUCAAUAAAAUGAGAACUCGAACCAGAAAUUCAUCUGAUACAAAGUACAAACUAACUGUGGAAGAGUUGACGCUCUUUUGCGAAGAAAUAGAUAGCCUAGCCUGUACAUUAGAAGAAGCCAAAAGUAUUAGGGAAUUAUUAGAAGAAACUAAGAAAUUCGAAGCCGAAAGUAAUAAACUACUAUCAAUGUCCCUUAGUAAAAUGUCCCUAACCGACUUAGAAACUUGUUAUAACCACGGAAGUGCACUUUGUAUCGAAUUGCCUAGAUUAAAAACGGUCAGUACCAGAAUGAAACAGGUACAGUGGUUGCGUGAUGUGAACACCUACAAAAAGAAGACGGAAGUACUAGGUCUGGAGUCGAUUAAAAAUUUAAUUGAACAAGGCCAACAAUUACCACCCAACCCCGACAUGGAGCUGGAACUAGCCAACUUACAAAAGAUCAUGAUCCAAAGUGAAGAAUGGGAAAGGAAAGCUAAUGAAGUUUUGGAGUCUGAAGACCAUAACGUUCUCAUCCAGGUGGAUAAACUGUUGAAGGAAGCCUCGAAAAUAACCUGUUAUCUUCCAACCGAAGGACACUUGUAUGACUCUAUGAGGAAAGCACGUGACUGGCUAAGAAUGUUGGAGGAAAUGAACUCGGCUGAGUACUACCCUUACUUCAGUGCGAUGGAGGAAUUGAUCCGAAAAGGCCGCAGUCUCACGUUGCACUUGGUUGAGGUGGACAAAAUGAACGAUUACUUGAACUUGGCCACAAUUUGGAAGGACAAGACGAGCAGAGCAUUUCUGCGAAAGAAUUCAUCUUGCACAUUGAUGGACGCUCUGUCUCCCAGGACGCAACCCCCCAACAGUAAGCCAACGAGGAAGAGAACUCAAGAAGAAGAGAACGCCAUUGCUUUAACGAAUACAAUGGAUCCAGCCACUGUUGUGGCCUUGUUCAAGGAAGCCGAAGACACCGAAAUGAAUCUGAUCAAAAAGCUGCGACAAGUCAAUUCGGAAAAGAGCCUAGACCCAGCCGACGGUCACACCUUUUGCCUAUGCAACAGAGGCGUGUCUGGUGUGAUGAUGCGAUGCGAGCUGUGCAAAGACUGGUACCACGCCAGCUGUACGCAACUUCCCAAAGUAGCCACAGCUAAAUUCAAGGGGUCAAGUUUCAACAGCGUGGCCUUACACCUGGGGUCGAAGGAUUGCAAGUUCAUGUGCCCCAACUGUCACAGGACCAAACGCCCCAGACUGGACGUCAUACUGGGGCUGUUGAUGUCCCUACAGAAAUUGUACGUGCGUGUACCCGAAGGCGAGGCGUUGCAGUGCCUCACCGAAAGGGCCAUGAACUGGCAGGACAGGGCGAGGCAACUUUUGACACAUCCCGAAUUGGACUAUGCGAAAAACAAACUUGCCAGCGUCAGCCAGAAGUACUCGGAAGCUAUCGCCAGACAGAGAACGGAGAAAAUAAUUACGUUAGAACUGAAACGGGCUUACAAGAAUCCGGAUCUACAUCAUCGUGUUCAGGAGAUCGCCCAAUAUAGUGGUUUGGUGGACGAUUUGAUGUGCUACGACGGCGGUAUAACGAGCCAAGACUCCGAUGAUGAGGAGAACUGCAGCGACGAUCGCAUGGGUGAGCACGCUUACUCUUUGCACGUGCCGAAGAUGGACGAUGACGAUGAGCACGCCCUUCAUCUGAGUUCGGAGAUUAAGAAGCAAGUAGAGGAGCUGUUGAUAGAGGGUGAUUUGCUGGAGGUGUCAUUGGAUGAGACGGCUGCCCUUUGGAAGGUCAUUCAAGCAUGCAGGGAUCCAGAGAAAGACGUAACUCUAAUUGAUUUUGAUGCCCAAUUAAAGACCACCCCCAAGAAACGUGGCCGCAAACGUUUGUCCGAGGAGGUGGUGACGGAGAAGAAGGGCAUGAAACAGACGAAAAUCGAGGGUGAAAAGAAGAUGCGGGGCAGAAAAGUGAAAGAUACCAAAGAGGAGGGCCCGAAGAAGAAGGGUGGCAAGCGCAGAGGUAGACGACGUCAGUCCACCGGGUCGGAGGACGAAGACGAUGAAAACUGUGCGGCUCCGGGCUGUUUGAAGCCCCUCGGACAAAACGUUGAUUGGGUGCAGUGCGACGGCGGAUGUGAACAGUGGUUCCACAUGGAUUGUGUAGGGCUGUCGGCCGAAGAUAUUAACGAGGACGAGGAUUAUAUUUGUAUGAAUUGUUCGCAGAACAUCAAUUCGGCAGACAGUAGAUCGAAUAGUCCUAUGUCACCGGAUUCUACACAGCCUUCUACAUCAAUGGACGCUUGUUAGUGCGAUCAGUAGUGAUAGGUUCAAUUUUUCUCUAAAACCAUUACAUGAAUGUUGCUUCGCAUAUUUCAUGAGGUAUUAUGGCAAAAUAUUUUGACGGAAAUCAUUGUUCAUGAUUACUAUUAAUUAAUAUUAUGUAAUUUUCGUAUUGAUUAUGUCGUUUAUUAAUUGCAUUAUGAUGUUCUCAAUCUUUUUAUUUAAUUAAUUUUUAUUAUUUGUUAUUUACCUCUGAAAUAUAACUAGUCAAAAUUUGUGUAUUUGGGUUCGAGUUCGGUGACUUGAAUCUGUCUGAUGAUGCCAAAAUCUGACAGAAGUAUUUUAGUAUUAUCUAGCCUAUUAAUUACAUACACAGUUCAUUUGUGAUAAUUUUAAAAAUUAAGAAAUGUAAAAUAUUUUAUUUGUAUCACUUAUUUGUAUAUUCUUUGUGUUACUUUAUUUAUCCUCAUUUUACAUCUUUUCAUUGUACAUAAGAAACCAUGUUUAAAAGAUGCAGAUAAUAUAGAUAUAUUUUUACGUGAACGGUCACAUCCUAACAGUAACAACUUAGUUUUGGUACACUGUGUUAAGUUGUGGUAAUGUAUUCUAUUAUACAUAUAUAGCUAAAUAUAUAGCAUAACAUACUAUGCUUAACAUAUCUUUUUUGUUGUCCCAUGUUUUUAUCAAUUUUAACAAAGAACUUCCCUUUCUUUUUACACAACUAUACAAAGUAUUUAUUAAAGUUACAUAAAAUCAAUUAUACCGAUGUAACUAAUUUUAGAAGGUAUCUUUUAUUUUUUAUAUUUUCUGUACAUGUUAUUUAAUAUUAUCAAAUGUUUUCGAACUUGUCAAUAAAUACAUUUUGCAUAUUUAG